CCUUCACCAUCUUCGAGUCGUAUGCGGAAUCGUGACGUGCGAUCCUUAGAGCUCCUGGUGCCAAGCCGGUUCCUGCAGCUGGUUCCUGCCACUAUAUAACGUUAUCCUAUCCGUUCUGCAUUUCUCUCCGACCGAACCCUCAUCUGAACUUGCCUUCUCUCACCCCGCUCGUCUGAACCAUGUAUGCUGCCGUCGAGCCCGAAAGGUCGCAGCCGCUCCCUCACCAGCCGCCACCACUAUCUAUGGACCGUAUUGCUCCUCCUGCGCCUGUCUACCAGACUUCUUCGUCCACCGGUCCGUUGCGCUCCACCGACCAUCUUCAGCCCGUGUCCACCGUACAUGAUGGGCGCAUCUGGUCGCUCCAUGUCGUCCAGCAGCCGAUCCGAGCCCGUAUGUGCGGCUUUGGCGAUAAGGACCGACGCCCGAUCACCCCGCCUCCAUGUAUCAGACUAGUGGUGAAGGACGCCAAUACGGACAAAGAGAUUGAUAUCAACGAAAUUGACACCUCAUUCUAUGUGCUGACUGUCGACUUGUGGAAUGCCGAAGGUACGAACGAGGUGAAUCUUGUGCGCCACUCGGCCAACUCGCCGUCCAUCUCGACCGCUACCUCCUCUUCCUAUCCUCCACCGCCGCAACAGAACCUCUCGCCGACAUACCCUUCCUCUUAUGGCCAGUCACCGUACGGACAACAAAUGGGAUAUCCUCAGGUUGGUUACUAUGGUCAAAAUCAGAUGUAUCAUGGGAAUCCGUAUAGCAAUCCUCAGGCUCCCUACUAUGGUGGGGGAAGCUAUUACCAGGGCAUGCAGCAGCCCAAUUUAUCCGCCCAGACUGCUCCCCCCGGAGGCAUGUUCACAAGGAAUUUAAUCGGCAGUCUUAGUGCGAGUGCUUUUCGCUUGACGGAUCCAGAUAACAAAAUCGGAGUAUGGUUUAUUCUACAAGACCUAAGUGUCCGGACAGAAGGCACAUUCCGCCUCAAAAUGAAUUUCGUCAAUGUCGGCACUACACAGUCCUCGGAUGCCAACGGCGCACCCGUCCUCAAUCACGGAUCAGCGCCGGUUUUAGCUUCCGUAUUUUCAGAUCCGUUCCAGGUUUUCUCCGCCAAAAAGUUCCCGGGCGUCAUUGAGAGCACACCUCUGAGCAAAUGCUUUGCAUUACAGGGCAUUAAAAUCCCCAUUCGCAAAGACGGCGUGAAAGGACGAGGGGGCGGCGGAGAUGGCGACGACGAAUACGACUGAAUGGGGGAUUGUCCGACUUUUAUCUUCGUGUUUAUUCUUCUAGUCCUUGCUUCUUUGCUUACUAUUAUUACGAGUCGGAGUUGGUAUGUUCAUAGGAGGAGAAUAGAGGCGUUUUAUGUUUGUUCCUCUGUGGGUUAAAAAAGGGAUUGAUACGGGGCCCCCCCAUUUUACUCGGGGCAUUGUUCUUAGCGUUUUUGAUCGUCUCACCUGCAGUGAAAACCUCAUUAUCAUUAAUAUCCUAAGCUGAUUAUUUAAUACACUAUAUGCAUAACUCAUUAGAA
Molecule: messenger RNA, 1516 nt
Organism: Talaromyces proteolyticus
Lineage: Eukaryota; Fungi; Ascomycota; Eurotiomycetes; Eurotiales; Trichocomaceae
Product: velvet factor
Exons: 3
Coding region: 180-1235 (351 amino acids)
Source: RefSeq, a predicted model, not a curated record